UCAAAUAUGGCAGAUAAAGCAAUGAAAGGAGGUGCAAGAUGUAAUGAUAGGUGUGGCUGCUCAGUUCCUUGCCCUGGUGAUUCCACCUGCAGGUGUGCAAGUGAGAGUGAAGGUGGAGGUGGAACUCAACACUUGACAUGUCCGUGCGGAGAGCACUGUGAGUGCAACCCAUGCACAUGUCCCAAGACAGUUGCUGCUGGAGCUGGUUGCAAGUGUGGCCCAGGUUGCGCUUGUGCAUCCUGCCGCCGUGCCUGAUUAGUACUAUUAUUAUUUCCAUCACAAGCGUAGAUAUAUGUGGGUUUUUAUUUUAUUAUGGUGUAUUUUGGUUUUGUUAUGCGUAUUUUUAGGGGUCAUGUAGGUUAAUAAUGAAUGUGUUGUUAAUUCGCGUUCGUUGUUUUUCUGAAUGAAUAAUGGACGUGUUGUAUAAUUUUCUCUACUAAGUAGAAGUUGUGAGUUGGGAUUGUUCAUUAUAUAUGUA
Molecule: messenger RNA, 478 nt
Organism: Arachis stenosperma
Lineage: Eukaryota; Viridiplantae; Streptophyta; Magnoliopsida; Fabales; Fabaceae
Product: metallothionein-like protein 4B
Exons: 2
Coding region: 7-255 (82 amino acids)
Molecular function (GO): zinc ion binding
Source: RefSeq, a predicted model, not a curated record